Molecule: messenger RNA, 1823 nt
Organism: Ceratitis capitata (Mediterranean fruit fly)
Lineage: Eukaryota; Metazoa; Arthropoda; Insecta; Diptera; Tephritidae
Exons: 3
Coding region: 31-1761 (576 amino acids)
Source: RefSeq, a predicted model, not a curated record
UAGUCUUAGGUGUGACACGAUAGUAUACCCAUGGCGGCGGUUAAAAUUCAUUUACGCCACUAUAUUUUAUAUGAAUUUCAACAAGGCAGAAGCGCACCAGAAGCAUGUAGAAAUUUAUUGAAAAUGUUUGGUGAAGGUACAGUUUCUGAUAGGACAUGCAGGAGAUGGUACGAAAAAUUUGAAACGGGUGAUUUCGAUCUUUCUGAUAAGCCACGUUCUGGGCGACCAAGUUUAAUCGACGACAAUGUUGUUAAGGCAAUAUUGGAGCAAGAACCUUCUCUGACAACAUCGGAGAUCUCAAACAGGCUUAAUUCAGCUCAACAAACCGUUUCCGAUCACAUUCGGAAGUUAGGAUUGGCGAUGGAUGACUCAAUAGGUGUGCGAAAAUACGCGCUAAAGGAAAGAGAAAGUAAAAAUUACAAUAUUGAAAAGUUAUGCGACGAACAAAUUCCACUCAAGACAUUGCGAUUGAGCAAGGGAAAACCGAAGUUGCCCACAAAACAAAUUAAGCCGAGCGUGAAAAAUAUUGUCGCUCCCACACGCUAUGAGCGCGAACGCGCUGCAUUUAAAAACCGGCCGCGAAAGGUGCUGAACUUGGAGGAGCGCGUACUGGCGAUACGUUUAUAUCAGGAGACUCCCGUCUAUCAGCGUAUAGCUUCUAUUUUCAAAUGCAGUUGGGAGCAGAUACGCAAUGUUAUCGCCAAUCGUGACGACAUUCUCCGCUAUUAUGGCGAAUGCCAAACUGUCACACCGAAGGACUCGGCACAAUAUGCACGCAAUAAAAAGAUCAAUUUCCUCGGCAAUAUCACAUAUGAAUUUGUACGACGUGCAUACUACCAUCGUGACUUGGUACUCAACGAUGACAUACUGAGGCAGCGUGCGAUUAAAUUGCGCGACAUACUCAAAAUUGAACAAUUCCAUCCGAAUAAUGCUUGGUUGAAUGAUUUCAAAAAGGUCUACAAUGUCGAUUGGGAUAAUUUGGAUGCAAUGAUCAUAUGUGGCAUACCGCCACGUUCGCUGGAGAAUAAAGAUUUAAUCGAAUACUGUACACGUAUGGUGGCCAAAGCUAAGGCGCUAAUUGGAAAGAUGCCCAAACAGUUGGCCAAGAAGGAGGGCGCCAAAGAUUGCGAAACGGAUGAUGACAUUUACAAUGAUGAGGCUAGUGGCAGCAUAGAUGAUAAUGAGUCUGACUCUAUGUUAGCCAAUAAAUACGAUGAUGUGACAGUUGUCAACGAAGUAGAUGACUUUACUGGCAUGUAUGUGGACGCGUCCGAUAUUCAUGAAAACGAGGAGGAGCCCAGCAUCAGUUACGCCGAUUACGAUUGCAAUGAAGAGAUGCUAAACUUGAAUGCCAUUGAUGGCGAGCCAAAUGAAACAACAAACGAACAAAUAACAAACGAAUCUUUCCUUGGGGAUGUCCAGAUAAAACAAGAACGCCGUAGUCGUAGUAGAAGCCCGCCAUUAUUAUCGCCAUUGACCGUGACGAGUAGCGCGAGUACGUAUGGCACAGAGGCGGCGGCUGGUAGUGGAAAAUGUUUAAAACGCAAGGCAAUUGAUACACCACCAACAACGCCCUCGUCAGCGUUGGGUGUGAAGUUUGUGAAGAGAGAACCGUUAAGCAGCUAUAAGGAAGCCUUGCGAGUUUUGCAACCUUUAGAAGAUUUUGCAUUGCUGAAGGAAGAUUUUCACGUAUUAAAUUUAUUGCAGCAACUGACGCUUGUAUUGGAGAAAGGCGCCAAACGACUAAAUGCUAAGAAUUAAGUAGAAAUACAUAUCCAUACAUAUGUACAAAAGCCAGAAUAAACUUAAGUAAACAAUUCAAA